This is a messenger RNA of Meloidogyne enterolobii, 988 nucleotides long. The record is from the annotation of a GenBank genome assembly. NCBI's taxonomy places the organism in Eukaryota, Metazoa, Nematoda, Chromadorea, Rhabditida, Meloidogynidae.
CUUCUUUGAAUUUUUCUCGAACUGAGUGAUAUUUCCAAAUUAAAAAAAGCAUUGCUCUUUGGUGGGGUGGUAUAAAUUGAUUUUUGGAAUGGAGCGACAUUUGAUCCCAAGUAGUUUUAACUUUUUUCGAAUAAUUUUUCUGAGUUUUUAAAAUUAUAAUAAUUAAUUUAUUUUUAGUGAUUUAAAUGUGCAAAUGUGUUUAAUGAGAAUUAAUGGAAUUUAUGAAACCAAAAUACCUUUAAUGUUUAAAACAAUAUUUCAUAGUGGUGUAAAUUGUAAUAUUGAUGGGAAAAAUGUUAAUAAUGAAUUGAGUUUGGAACAAAUUAAUAAGAUUGAUAACCCUUCAAUUUUUCAAUUUUCUGAUUUUAAUUUUUCAUCUUUACCAAUAAUUUAUUUAUACGAAUAUUUACAUUCUGGCCGGUUAAUUUUGUCUUUAUUUAUGCCAAAAUUUGGAAAAGCUUUUAUUUUUGUUGUAAAUAGAGAACCUGUUGAUUUGUUAAAUUUAAAUAAUUUUUAUUUGAAUGAAUUGAAUCGAUUUAUAAAUCAAAAAUUAAUUAACGAAGAUGAAUUUAUUGGUUUAGAACAAUGCAAAAAAAUUUCAUCAAUAGAAACCUACCAAAAUGCAUCAAUUAAAGAUUGUUCUCGGCAACUUUCAAAAUUAAUUACAAGCUUAAAAUUAACAAAUGUUGAACCGUUUUUACUUUUAAUUCAGUCAAAUAGAGUAACAAAGCAAUUGUUAAAGGAUUUCCCUUCACUUGUUGCUUUCCCAAACGUUACUUUAAAGGUUACUGAACCUUCUAAUUUGAUGAAUAUAUUGGAUUGGGCUAAUACUAUUGUUAAACGAUCUGUUCAACACUUUUUUAUUUGUUUUACUUAUUUGAAGGUUUUUUUUAAAUUUUUGAAAUUUUUGGGAAUUUUUUUUUUUGAAAAAUCCCUUUUAAGGCCUAAAAUAAAUUUAUUUAAUGUUUUUGCCUUAUAUAUAAGGUAA